Messenger RNA from Penicillium longicatenatum, 603 nucleotides. RefSeq lists its product as uncharacterized. The record is from RefSeq and is a predicted model, not a curated record. NCBI's taxonomy places the organism in Eukaryota, Fungi, Ascomycota, Eurotiomycetes, Eurotiales, Aspergillaceae. The transcript has a single exon. Bases 1 to 603 code for a protein of 200 amino acids.
AUGGCCCAAAAAUCAAAGAAGAUCAAGAACAAGCCGAGGCCUCCGCCGGCCCCAGGCUCCGUUCGCGAGGAUUCUCCUCAACAGGAUGCUCCUGUAGAGGAUGCACCUGCAGAGGACCCUGCUGGACAGGAUGAUUCUAAGCCUGGGGAUCCCCCGUCCGAGAAUCCUCCACUCGAGGAGCAAGCUGCUCCCUCUGAGAAGGAGGAUACCUCACCCGGACAGGAGGAUCCCACACCUGCAGAGCAGGUCCCAACCCCAGGGCAACAAGAGUCUUCAUCUGGGCAGCCAGAUCCUCCAGCAGAGAAGCAAGAUGCUCCAGCCGAGCAGGAUUCUCCAGGGCAACCCUUCGCUAACUCUCCUCCGCCACCUAGUGCUCCUACCACGGACACCCGUCCCCAGGGCGGCCGCAGGCCUGAUGCCACCGGCAAGGUCGGCGAGCUUGCCGAGACCGUUCCCAACGCCGGCCUCCAGAUUCCCGGUGCUCCCCAGCAGGAGGAUGAGAAGAGCAGCUUGAAGAUCAAGAUCCACCUCAACAUCCACGCCAAGGUCCGCCUCGAUCUCGAUGCCCAAAUCUAUGGUGAUGUUGUCAUUGGUCUGCUGUAA